AUGGCUGAGGCCAGCAGCAGCGACAGCGACAAUGAGAGUAGCAGCGGCGCCAGCAGCAGCGGUGACGUCCAGUUGACGCCCUGUGCUUGCGACGACGACGACUCGGAUUCUGACCGCCACGAGGACGACAUGUCCACAAACUUUUACAGUGGCGGAGCUCGCCUGACUGGCGAUCGUAGUAAUGGCAUCCGCUUCUCCAUCUCGGACCUCUCAGCCAGCAUGUGUCGCAUUCUGCCCACCGUCCUCAUGUACCGGUCCGGGCUCUCCCUGUACGAUGCCCAGUUCGAUCCCGAGACGGGCACCAAGAUCCCCAUACCGGGCCGCACCAUUCGUCGUGUGUGCUCGCUCUUGCGCCGCUUCCUCGUCGUGUGCAACGAUUUUGGCGUCAAGAAGGACAAGAUCCAUCUCGUCGCCACCGAAGCCACACGUGCCGCCGAAAACUCGGCUGAGCUCCUGGCCGCUGUCAAGUCGGAAACCGGCCUCGACAUUGAGCUGCUCAAGAAGGAAGACGAGGGCCACAUUGGCGCACUUGGGGUCGCCAGCGGCUUCCUCGCCAUGGAUGGCCUUGUCAUGGACCUCGGUGGCGGCAGUACCCAGAUCACUUGGAUCAUCAGCCGCGAGGGAAACGUCCGUAUCAGCCCCCGGGGCAGCUUCAGUUUUCCCUACGGCGCCGCCGCCUUGACGAAGAAGCUUGACGACCUCCAGAGGGACAAGGAUAAGGACGAAGCUCGCCGCGCUGUCGAGGACUUUCGUCAGGAGAUGGUCGCCAACUUUCGCGACGCCUUCUCCGGCCUAGAAGUGCCCGACGACCUCAUCGAGCGCGCUCGUCGUGACGGUGGCUUCCGCAUCUAUCUUUCCGGCGGCGGUUUCCGUGGCUGGGGUUACCUGCUGUUGCACCUCAACCAAUCCCACGGCCACCACUAUCCCAUCUCUAUCAUCAACGGCUACACCGUCGGUCGCGAGCAGUUUCAGGACACGGAGACGCUCAAGGAGGUGGCGCGGGCUGCCAAGGCCGUCUUUCGCGUGUCUGAUCGCCGCCGCGCGCAGGUCCCCGCCGUAGCCUUUCUCGUCAAUGUCGUCGCCGAGGCCAUCCCUUACGGCGGCAUUCGCGAGGCUCAUUUCUGUCAGGGCGGUGUCCGCGAGGGCUAUCUAUUUGCGCAGCUCCCCGUUUCGGUCCGCCGCAAGGCGCCCCUCGAGGUCGCGACGCAGCAGUUCGCCCCGGGCUCCCGGCGCCAACUGCAAAAGAUGCUCGAGCACGCCAUUCCCGAGCCGUCCAAGACGGACGCCAGCCGGCGCUUCCCACCAGAGUUUGGGAAUCAUGUACUCGACUCGUUCACCAAUGUCAUGUAUUUCCACAUGUUCAUGUCCAAGGAGACGGCCUCGACAGCGGCGCUCUACGCGACGAGCACGGGCAUCAUGUCGUCGACGCACGGCGUGUCGCACCAGGACAGGGCGCGGCUGGCGCUCAUGCUCCAGGCGCGUUACCGAGGCGAGCUGCCGCCACGAGAAGUCGCCUUUCGCGAAGCGUUGCGCUCGACGCUGACGCCGGAAGAUGUCUGGUGGGCGCAGUAUCUGGGCCGCGUGGGCUACCUCAUCACCUGUCUCUACCCAGCCGGCAAGAUUGACCUUACGAAGCCAAGGGUGCUGUUCUCGGCCGAGUGGUCAGACCGGUUGGGCAAGUCGGAGGACAAGCCAGGGCUCGUGCUGACCAUCUCGCUGCAAAAGAAAAAGAAAGACGGCGCACAUUACAAGGAGGCGCUCAAGGACAACCUCAAGGUCGUGGAGAAGGCAGGCAAGAAGAAGAACUGGGCGGGGAAGAAGAAGAGGAAGAAGGCGUGGGGCAUGAAGGUCAGGGUCAGGGUCGUACGAGAGGGUAUUCUGGAGAUGUCAGAGGAUGAGGAGGAUCAGUAG
Messenger RNA from Verticillium alfalfae VaMs.102, 1911 nucleotides. RefSeq names its product retrograde regulation protein. The transcript has 2 exons. The record is from RefSeq and is a predicted model, not a curated record. Lineage: Eukaryota; Fungi; Ascomycota; Sordariomycetes; Glomerellales; Plectosphaerellaceae. Bases 1 to 1911 code for a protein of 636 amino acids. Gene Ontology annotation, biological process: regulation of transcription by RNA polymerase II.